AUGGCUACAGACUGGCUUGGAAGCAUUGUGUCCAUUAACUGUGGAGACAGCCUGGGAGUCUAUCAGGGACGAGUGUCGGCUGUGGAUCAGAUCAGCCAGACCAUCUCCCUGACGCGGCCUUUCCAUAAUGGUGUCAAGUGCCUCGUGCCAGAGGUCACCUUCAGGGCAGGUGAUAUUACUGAGCUAAAGAUUCUGCAGAUCCCAGGUCCUGGGGACAGCAAACAGAGUGGGGACCUGCAGCAUACUGAACUGGGCAUCCCUGGCAUUGGGUGCCAAGUGGGUACCAAUCAAAACGGCACUGGCAAAUUGCUAAAGAAGCCUACCUCUUCCAGCAGUGCCCCACAGGCUAUCCCAAGGAGAACGGACAUGAAAAAUCAGGAAGUUGUCAUCUCCCCACAACAGCAGCAGUGCUCUAAGAGCUACAUGGACCGACAUUUGGAAUCCUUGAAUCAGUCCAAAGGUUUCCGUCGUAGACACAACUCCUGGUCAUCCAGUAGCCGCCACCCAAACCAGGUGACGCCAAAGAAGAGUGGCCUGAAGAACGGGCAGAUGAAGAGUAAAGACGAUGAGUGUUUUGGAGAUGACAUUGAGGAAAUCCCAGACACAGAUUUUGAUUUUGAAGGGAACCUGGCGCUUUUUGAUAAGGCAGCAGUGUUUGAAGAGAUUGACACUUACGAGAGGAGGAGUGGCACUCGCUCCAGGGGUACCCCCAACGAGAGGCCAGCGCGCUACCGGCAUGACGAGAACAUCCUGGAAUCAGAGCCCGUCGUCUACAGACGGAUCGUCGUACCCCAAAAUACUAACAAGGAAUUCUGCACCGACUCCGGGCUAGUCGUCCCAAGCGUCUCUUAUGAACUGCACAAAAAGGUGCUUUCAGUAGCUGAGAAACAUGGGCUGACUCUGGAGCGCAGACUGGAGAUGACUGGGGUGUGCGCCAGCCAGAUGGCAUUGAGUCUGCUCGGAGGACCCAACAGGUUGAAUCCUAAAAAUGUUCACCAGCGACCCACAGUGGCUCUGCUGUGUGGCCCCCAUGUGAAGGGGGCCCAGGGAAUCAGUUGUGGACGGCAUCUUUCCAACCAUGACGUUCAUGUCAUUCUCUUCCUACCCAACUUUGUCAAGAUGCUGGAAUCCAUCACUAAUGAGCUGAACCUCUUCAGCAAAACCCAAGGCCAGCAGGUGUCCAGUGUCAAAGAUCUCCCAGAUACCCCGGUUGACCUGGUGAUAAACUGCCUGGAUUGUCAUGAAAAUGCUUUCCUGAGAGAUCAGCCUUGGUACAAAGCAGCUGUGGACUGGGCCAACCAGAACCGAGCCCCUGUCCUCAGCAUAGACCCUCCUAUGAGUGAAAUGGAGCAGGGCAUUGAUGCCAAGUGGUCACUGGCCUUGGGCCUGCCCCUGCCGCUGGGUGAGAGGGCAGGGCGAGUAUAUCUGUGCGACAUCGGCAUUCCGCAGAAAGUCUUUCAGGAAGUGGGAAUAAACUACCACUCACCCUUUGGCUGCAAAUUUGUCAUCCCAUUGCAUUCAACAUAG
Messenger RNA from Emys orbicularis (European pond turtle), 1527 nucleotides. It is a transcript of the gene EDC3, whose product is annotated as enhancer of mRNA decapping 3. Gene Ontology annotation, cellular component: P-body. The record is from RefSeq and is a predicted model, not a curated record. Gene Ontology annotation, molecular function: mRNA binding. Lineage: Eukaryota; Metazoa; Chordata; Testudines; Emydidae. Gene Ontology annotation, biological process: deadenylation-independent decapping of nuclear-transcribed mRNA; P-body assembly. The coding region runs from base 1 to 1527 and encodes 508 amino acids. The transcript has 6 exons.